Molecule: messenger RNA, 5340 nt
Organism: Anopheles coustani
Lineage: Eukaryota; Metazoa; Arthropoda; Insecta; Diptera; Culicidae
Product: mucin-2
Exons: 4
Coding region: 1-5340 (1779 amino acids)
Source: RefSeq, a predicted model, not a curated record
AUGAGAGAAAAACGCCGAUCGAAUUCCUCAUCGAGGGCCGUCUGGGUGGCGUUGGUUGUUGGUAUCUGCUGCCCUCUGGCAGAAGCAGGUGAAAGAUGGUCCCGCCAGUUGACGGAGUUCACGGGCGGACCGGUAUCCGGCAACGACUGGAUUCCCUUGUCUCGUCCCGGCUCCGAACGUCAAAGCGGUGCCCGAGUGCUAAACUACUUCACGGCUCCACAGCAACCUUCCUUCUUGGACAACACGGCGCAACCGCAGCAGCACCACUUCACCUUCCUUAACCACCAGUUCCCCCAAUCGAACCGAUUCCUGCUCCAGCAGCCUCCACAACAGGAGCUACUCGAGCAAAAUCAACCAUUCCAGCUGGGCAGCUUCCGGUCCGGAUCGCCACCGUUUGUGGGCCAAACAAUUCAGCAUCCUCCGCCCCCUCCGCCACCGCCACCACCAUCGUCCACGAAUCCCUUCGAGCAGCAGUUUCUCUCUAAGUCGCCCCUUUCGGAGGCACUGAUCCAGGAGGACAACAAGCAACCGGGAUCUCCGCACGAUCAACAGUCGUUCUCGUACCAGCACAUACGCCAACAGGAACCCCAACCGACCGGUGGACAUGCACCGAGUGGAGGCGCAGUAUCGCAAGAGGAAGUCCAGCUCCUUUACGUUCCCGUCGAGACUCUGUACAACCAGAACCAGAAGCAGGAAAUCAAUCGGUUCAACUCGCUCCCGCAACCGGUCAGCCCGUCGAUAAUCAACGACUUCUAUACAUCCGCGGCUACAACCACCACCACUCCAAAGCCACCACCUCCUCGCACGAGUGCAGCCACCUUCCCUCCACCGUCACCGUCUCGCUUCCCGACAUCCAGCGCACUGGAUAGCUCGGUGUCACGCUCAUCGUUGAGUCCUUCGCCGAAACCGAAGCCAAACCAACCUCCGCUAGCCCUCUUCCUGUACCACGAUGACCCUCGGCAGAGCAAGCUGUCCACGAACGAAGCCCUCGGGGGAUUGAAAAACAUCAACGAGAUUGCGGUGCUGGAUUCGGUGGGUAAAAACUCUCCCAAGGUGUUCAUCGGUCCGUCCGGACUUGCGCCCCCGAAGAGCUACUCACGCUUCGAUCUGCCCUAUCUGUCCAGCGUGGACCUGUCAUCGAACCGAUCGAAUCGGAAGAUCGAAGAUCUGCCCUUCUUCGUCGCACCGCUCAGUUACAAAACCCCAAGUGGGUAUGCCAAGAUUUCGCUGCCACCUCCGCACGUUGGCUCCAUCGUCGUUCGUCAGAGUAGCAGCAGUAAUUCGCUCGAAAAUGGCGCCUUCUAUACGCGCCCAACGGCUCAAAGCAACGUGCAGUACUACACACCAUCAACGUUGAACUUUGCUGACUCCACAACGACCAAGGCACCGUCCAUCACGCUUGGUUCCUCCGGAAAGCCGAUCUACGACGCGGACCACUAUACGUCCCCAACGGGUAAGCCAACGUCGUCGAACGAUCGUUCCGUGCCGCAGUACACUUCUGGCUUCAACGGACCUCCCCCGAGCCGGCAUGCGGUUAACGAAGAGUACUUCAACCUCGCCAAAACCAGGAAGCCAACCACAACUCCACCGACCACGCCAAACUAUCCGGUACGUUCGUACGGAAGCACGCGCCAGUUUGACUUCAAACCUAUGCCGAACCAGAAGAUUCCUCCCUCGUUCUAUCCGGUGGAGGAGGAUGAGCCCGAGCCAGCGACAACGACGACCUUCGGUACAACGACGACCGAGCGACCGACCACGGCGCAGCUGCACUUCGAAGCGGAACGCAUGAGAACCCACUUCCGUGAGGAAAACUUCCGUAGUCGUCGUCCAUACCAGCACCAACACCAGCAGCAGACAACGGCCGCAUCACCCAACGAAGCCGUCGAAACUCCCUCCCAGCAAGGACAUUUCGUGCACAAGUUCAAACUCGUCGACUCGGUAAAGCCAACUGCCCCGACGAGACCUAGCUCGACCUCGGUCGUCGAUAACGGAUUCCUGGACUUCUUCAGCCGGUCUCCGCAACAGCAGCAGCAUGAGGACGAGAUGAUCAAGACGACGAUCACGACGAACCUUCCGGGAGAUCAGGACCGCCAGGUCAUUCGCAACAACUACUAUCAAGCGGCGGCCGCGAUCAACGAAGAUUCCGGACCAAACCGGCCCAAGUUUGUCAGCACCUACUACAGUCCCUCGUCAACUGCGGCUGCGGCAACAACCCCGGCAACGCUGACGACGCAAGAUCUAUUCUUCCGGGAGUUCGAGCAGAAGAGUAAAUUCUAUGAGCGCGAACCGAAGUACGAAAGUCCCAGCUACCCGACCACCGUUGGGACAACCGGAGCAAGCUAUCGCAACAAGUACUCGUACGAGACGGACUCCAGCUUCAACGAGUCUCCCCGCUACUCGGUGGAAGUGAUCACAACAAGCGAACCGACAACGGUUACGGUGGAUCCAUCGCAAGGAACCACUGGACAGCAGCAGUACAGCAUUCCCUCGGAGUUGCCCCCAAUCAGUGCCAACCUGCCGGGUCUGGUGAACGCGCUUAUGGACGAUCAAUGGCCUCUUAAGACCGGCGACCGGCAGGCAACGCCGUCCACAACGUCGACCUCCACGAACGGUAACACAAGAGCUCCUCAUUUCCGCAAGCAACUACAUCGUACGACGACGCAAGAUUCCUACGAUAUUGAGCAAGCUACAACCACCCGCAGACCACUGCAGCGAGGACGUCGACCACAUCCAUCUCGCACGACCACAUCACCACCCACCGGAGCCGGAGCGCCCAAUGAACAACCGUCCAGCUCCACCAGAGCACCCAUUUCGCGAUCACGAUCGCGUUACGUUCCCAACAACGAAGAACGAUCGGCAUCACGCGGACGCAGCCGCAGUCGUUCGACGACCCCGCGUGGACCACUGAAGGAGGUGGAGAAUCUGGACUAUCAGCGGGAUGUGCUGAAGCAGAACUAUCCCGUCAUACGCCCGCAAUCCCAAAGCCUUCCCGUGACUACAACUCCCGCUUCGACGACGACCAGCGCCACCACUCCAUCGACCACGCUGAGCUUCCGAGAAGUUUACGAGGAUCAAACGGAACGGCUACUUGCGACCACCCUGGCUAACGAAGCUCCACUUGAGGCCGACCUCCAGCAGGUGACGCGCAAGUACUCGGAGUACUACGAACCGGAAGCGGUAGUUACCACGGUACUGCCUCCGCAAACAACCAACUAUUUCGUUCCUUCCGUUUCGAGCCAACGUGGGCAGCAACAGGAGGAUUACUCGGCGGUCCGUGGAGGACAGGAGGACUACAUUCGCUCGCAGGAAGUUAUCCCGUUGGCUCGCGAUCCGGAACAUUCCGUGAUUCCGUUGCGUUCGCAAAACGUAGCGACCGAAGCACCACCGGCCCCGCCACAGUAUCAACCGGUGACGGAAAGCGAAGAAAAGCUUACCACCGCCUACGGUCAACCGCUCGAUGAGCCGAUGGAACUCAAGAAGGUAGAAAUCACUCCCCGCCCUCGCCGUCCCGGACUCGUUUCCCGACAGCGUGAUCCGCAACAGAACUACUACUCACGUACGACGACCGAACCGACGACAACCGUUCGCACCACAACGCCGGAACCAGGAGUAGUUGGUUCGCGGACAUCAGGACGCCGACCGGCAUUCGUAAGACGUCCAUCGCGUUUGUACGCCACAACUACCGCCGCACCGACAUCGCCGACCACACCGGCUGGAAACAAUUACGAUCAACAACAGUCGACGCAAGGAACUUAUACCGUGCGUACCAAAAACCGACAAGACAUUCUACGAGGACGUACACGUCGUCCAACGACCACUACGGAACCAACGGCCGCCGCUACAACCGCCUCUCCGGAGGCUCCGGUGACGCGAGCUUUUGGAAGAGGCAGCAGUCUGCGUCGCAUCUCACCUACCGCCCGUUCCAGACAACAAGAGCCAACGGCUGCACCGACAACCCAACAACCUGCACCAGCGAGCAGCAGUGGACCACGUUUCCGGAUCCGCGAACGCACCCGGUUCAAUCUACAACCACAAGAGUCGCAGUGGUCGACCAAGUUGAACCAGAACUCCUUCCAGCCCGUGCUGAAGACGGAGGGACGCGGAGUCGGCGAUCUCGAGCAGGAGAACGUAUCCACCGAACCGGAACCGGAAAUCGUGACGGCCGCACGCGAGGCCGAAAUGUAUUUCAUGAAUGUUUCGUCGAACUACGGCCAGAAGGACGGAACUCAACAGGAAACACAGACUGAGGACAGCACGGAAAAUAGUGUUCCCUCGUUUGCGGACCUGUUGAACGAUGUAAUGAAGGAUUUUAUCGACGAUAACAGUCAGAAGAAAACGACCACGGACGAAAAGCAGCGCCAGACAAGCGACGUGGACCAACGGAGGCCAGUCAAUUUCCGCAACAACUUCCUACGCAAGCGGGGCCGAUCAAAGGUGGUCGAUUCAUUCGAGACGGCCGAAUCACAACAUAUUAACCAUGCGGCUCAGGUUUACAAUGGCCAGGCACCUCACUACGGUGAGUCGGUGAAGCACAUCGAUCAGGCGAUACUUUCGGGUAAAAAUGUUUCGCCAAAAACCGUUGGUAAACUGCAUCACGAAGAAGAGGUAGAAAAUACGGCCCAAGAGGAAUCGACUGUAGCACCGCACGAGGAUGGUUCCAAGCAUGAAACGGAAACCGAAGAAACGGAUUCUGAGGAUCUGGUUACCAUUUUGCCAUCGGUGGAAAAUGCUGGCACCACGGUUGGACCAUUGAGCGACAGUGUAAGCACCACGUCGAAGCCGACUGAAGAAGUCCCGACGUUGGCAAGUUUAGAGCAAACGUCGACGAAUCCUCCGCAACAGCAGGAUCGUGUCGAGGUCACCACGGUAAGUGCUGUUACUGUCGAACCUGCCUUCGAAGAGGAACUAACGGACUCUUCGGAAGAGAAGAAAGACCGUGAUGAGACACCACCAGCGAGUAGUUCAUUCGAUCAGGUGAAAAAAAUGGUUUCCGAUUACUACAAGGUGGUAGAGAACGAUUCCGAAACGGAGGAAGUGGUCGACGGUGAUGUGCUUCCGGGGGAAGCGGAUGAUGUAAUAGAAGAGGAAGGAGACUUCUUCCGUGCCACGGACGAACCGUCGUCCGAGAACGAGGAGCUAGCGCCGACCACGGACAUGACACCGAGCGAGACGCUCUUUGUGCCCGUAACAGCCGAGCCGCCUGCAGUCAAUCCGAUGGGUUCGCUCGUCAUUCCCACGUCCGUUUCGAAUGGGAUCACGCACGAGACGGAGAUUUGCUACCGAGGACGCUGCAUAAAGACAGAGGACGACAAGCGGAAGCGAAAAGACAAACUAAACUAA